Molecule: messenger RNA, 3917 nt
Organism: Mercenaria mercenaria
Lineage: Eukaryota; Metazoa; Mollusca; Bivalvia; Venerida; Veneridae
Product: proprotein convertase subtilisin/kexin type 5-like
Exons: 3
Coding region: 36-2273 (745 amino acids)
Source: RefSeq, a predicted model, not a curated record
CGAAAGUAACAGAAACAGAAAGAAACAGAAAGUGAAUGAAUUCAUGCGUAAAACAUAGAAACAAAAUGGACUCAUUUUUAACAUAUCUCUAUCUGUGUUCAGCUAUUUUACUGGUACAAUGUAAUCGAUGUCAGGAUGGCCAAAAGUGUCCAGACCAUUUACCGUACUGCACUCCAGUUGGCUGUGUGUUUCAAUGUCCAGAUGGUGUGUUUACCAACGGUUCAAACUGCGUCCAGGACUGUGCUGACCAGUAUAUAUUCAACAGUACAUGUGUACCUAAUUGCCCCGCAAGCAGUGGACUUAUCGAGGAGCAAAUUAAUUUCAAAUUCAAAAAGCUGAGAUUUUGUCGGUCACAGUGUGGUGAACAUACUUUUGCCUACAAUAAUACCUGCAUCAGAUCCUGCCCUCACGACAGCAAAUUUGUGGAGAACGGACAAUGUGCUAGCAAUUGCUCUAGUUUAAAGCCGUUACAUCUAAACAUUUCUGACGAUAACCGACUGGUUGGAAUCGAAUGCCGUGAAACUUGCAAUAAAUCGUCCAAGAAUCCAUUUCAGUCUACUAAUGAGUGUGUAUCCAAAUGCAAUGAAGGUCAAGUUGUUGUCGAUGGUAAAUGUCUGAAAGAGUGCCCAACAGACAAGCACGUUUUAAUCAGCUUAGAAGUGUGCAUACAAAUGGGAAAGUGUCUGCGGGUUUGGCCUGAGCAGAAGUAUUGUUCAGAAAGAUGUCCAGAUUCUUAUUUUAUAUACAAUACAAGUUGUGUACACAGAUGUCCUGAAACUUCAAUGUACGCGCUCGACGGGCAUUGCGUGAAGAACUGUCCAAUGGACAAACGGUAUACAUGUUAUAAGCCUGAAUCUUUAUAUUUUGCUGAAGAGAGUGUAAAAGGGUGUUGUGAAGAGUGUCCAUACCCACUUGUAGCAAAUAACUUUACAUGUGUCGAUGUGUGUCCGUUAGGAAUGAAAGAAUUUGAAAGGGCCUGUUUAUGGGUGUGUCCGAAUGAUACCCACGUUGAAUACGUAACAGAGAUUGGUAGUUUCCGUUGUGUAACAGGUUGUAAAAAAUACAUUAUGAAUAAUUCAUGUACCGAUUCCUGUCCAAAUGACGCAAAGUAUAUAUACGAAUCUCACUGUGUAGCCGAAUGUCCAAAUUCAUAUCCUUACAGGGUCGAGAAUUCAUUAACGUGCUUAAAAGAAUGUCCUAAAAACUUCAAGAAAAACAUACUUACAAAUGAAUGUGUUGAAAUUUGUCCAGCAGAGACGAGCGUCCAUGAAAUGACUUGCGUGAGCGAAUGUCCUAAAGGAUUCAAACAGAUAAAUAGUCGCACUAGCGAAAUGAAUUGUGUAAAAUCUUGUGAUAAAUAUGAACUAAACGAAACGUGUGUUGAUUCAUGUCAAAGUUAUUCUGCAAAUAAAACCUGUGUUGAGAAGUGCCCUAGAAACUACAGUUUCAGAUAUAGAGAGUCCUGCUUUGCAAUAUGUCCAGCCAAUACGUGCCUAAUGGACGAUGGAUUCAACUGUACUGACGAUUGCAUGAAUGAUAUAGGAAACAAUAAAUUGGUCUACACGUGCCCAAAAAGCUCUCCUUAUAUACAAAAGUACAUGUCAGAAAGACGAUGUGUCUCGGCAUGUGCAAGAAAUGAAGUUUUGAAUGACUUUACAUGUAUCAAUGUUACCGAUUGUAAAAGAGCAGUUUUAUCAAAUGGAAAAUGUGAGCACGAAUGUCCGGAGGGUUACUUAUAUAUGCCGAAAAACAGAAAGGAGUAUGCUUCGAGUGUAGGUGACUAUCAGUAUAAUGUAGAAGACGCAAAAGAAAACCCUUGUGUGACUGCGACCGAAGCGUACUUGAGUGUGGUAUUUAUCGGCAUAGUGGUGGUGAUGUAUGCAACAGGUGUUGUCAUUUUCCUUUCUAACAUACAGACUGGUGUAAAUAUAUGUGGACGUAAGAAAGAUCAAGAGUCUACCACGGAAGAGGUGUUUGAUCAUAGAUGUGGUGAAAGGAGCAAUGCCAAUUCGAACUGUGUUCAGGAUGUACCAGCAGCAAAUGAACACAGUGAAGAUAGAUGGCAAGACGGUGAACCUUUGCUAACACUGACUGAAAAUAAUGCACAGUCGGCAGGGAAUGGGGAUGUUCCCAUGUUAGAUCUGGCUGCCAAUACCAUACAGGACAGCAGUAAUAUUGAGGAAUAUUGCAUGGUUGAUAUACAUGUAGCUGGUAACCAUGGUGAAAUGAAUGAAGAAAAUGAAGACGUGCCGUUGCUGAGUGCUAGUUUGUAGACGACUGACCAUAGUUACAAAUCAUUUGCUUUAAAGCCAGCUUUUUGAAGCUUGAACAAAAAGUUGUGUACUUCUACAUGCAAUAAACCAGCAACAGCUGACUACUGACGUUGAUAUUACAUCAUUCUACAGUAUACUUUCUUACAUUCAACAGCUUUAAUUACUAAAAUAUCUUAGUUUAAAAAUAGGUGUCAUUUGUUUGGAGAGGAAUUUGGAAGCAUUUAGUGGAGAAUUUGCUGAGAAAUCAUACUACAGGGAACACUUUCCCUGUCUUUGGUGUCUUAAUUAAACCUGGUGUAUAGUUUUGUAAAAUGUAAAUAUUAAGAUUCAUAUUUUUACAUUAUUUUAAUACAACAUUUUACAUCAUAAUUAUUUUUAUAGACAUUGAUAUGUAUUAUUUGUUAUUAAAGUCUUUAAUUUUUUGGAUUAUAAUGUCAUUUUUGUAAUUUAAAAGCAAUUACAAUUUUUAGUUAAAUAUUUUGAACUUUCAAUUGAUUGCUAAAGGACUUUGUUAUUAGCACCUUAAGUGAAGCUUCUUAACUAUCAUCUCAACAACUAAUACGUACAAUAAACAAACUAUAAAUGAGCCAUGUCAUGAGAAAACUAACACAGUGUGUUUGCGACCAGCAUGGAUUCUGGUCAGGAUCUAUGCUGUUCGCUAACAGUUUCUCUAAUUGCAAUAGGCUUUGAAAGUGAACAGCAUGAAUCCAGACCCGACUGCGCAAAUGCGCAGUCAGGUCUGGAUCCAUGCUGGUCGCAGACGCACUAUGUUGGUUUUCUCAUGGCGCAGCUCAAAUAUUAGUAAGAAAUCAGUUUUACUUAGGCUUUUAUCAAAAUUCUUCAGUAUCUUAAUGAGUACAAUUGUCAUUUUUGACAGGAAACCAUCCUGAAAUUUCUUCAGGAAAAUAAUAUGCUUGACAGAGACCAAUAAACUCCAAUGUCCAAAUACUAUUCAAACUUGGAUAUUCUUGUUUAAUAAAACUGGAUUUUAACUAACAAGUGUGGACUCAUUUCCAUGCAUAACUUUUAUCUUUUACUACUUUAGGACUUUUUAUUAAUUCAAAUUACUUUUGUUCAUUGUUCAUAUUGUGUAAAUGUGAUUUUGCAUGGUUUUAAGAAGAAUAACUUCUGAAGAUACCAGUUGUAUCCAAUGUAAAAAUUACAUGUAAUUCAAGUGACUUAAUGAAAUAAGAUUUGUUAUCUAUUUUCAUCUUUUCUAUACCCAUUACUUUCUGUAAAAGCACAUAUAAUUUUGCGCAUUUGAAAUUUUUAGUAUGUUUGCAAGGUUUAAUAAUUGCGAAGCGAAAAUUAAACCCUCGCAAAAAUUUCUACUUUUACAGUAAAGCUACGAUAUCAGCUUAUUUCUCCCUUUUUGUUGGAAUAAAAAAACAAGUACAUUUGAAUAUCUAAAUAAGAAUCUCAUUCCCUAUUUUGUUAAAAUUCAAAUAUUGUAUAAUCAUUCAAAACUUGAAUAUUCUGAUGUAAUAAAAGUAGAUUUUUAACUAACUACAGAUGACACUGUCAUUUAUGGGAUUUUGAUUUAUAAGUGUUGUAACAGUCCUUAGAUUUUGUGUACGAUAUCUGAACUGAAGGUUGCAUAUAACAGCAUCUUAUAAUAAAGACAAAGUUAUGUAACCCAACUCG